Linum tenue is the source of this 1275-nucleotide messenger RNA. NCBI's taxonomy places the organism in Eukaryota, Viridiplantae, Streptophyta, Magnoliopsida, Malpighiales, Linaceae. The record is from the annotation of a GenBank genome assembly.
AUGGCCAAGUUGAAUUUUGAUUCCUACAGAUUUUCGAUCUCAUGGUCAAGAAUCUUCCCAAAUGGAACUGGGAAGGUGAAUGAGAAAGGAGUUGCUUACUACAACAGAUUGAUAGACUACUUGCUUGAAAAAGGUAUCACUCCUUUGGUAAACGUAUAUCACAAUGAUUAUCCCCUAGCACUCGAUAAAAGAUACAAGGGUCCCUUGGGCCGGCAAUUUGUGAAGGAUUACAGCGAAUAUGCAGAUUUUUGUUUCGCGACAUUCGGAGACAGAGUGAAGAACUGGACGACGAUCAACGAGCCUAGACCCAUCGCCUCCCUAGGGUACGACGUCGGUUCGUUCGCUCCGGGGAGGUGCUCGAAGGCCAUCUUCAACUGCUCCGCCGGAGAUUCUGCAACCGAACCUUACAUUGUUUCACACAACUUGCUCUUGGCUCAUGCUGCGGCUGUCCAUAUCUACCGCACCAAGUAUCAAGAGAAACAGAAGGGAAGGAUAGGAAUUCUCCUCGAUUUCCUUUGGUAUGAACCACUCACCAGAGGGAAAGCUGACAACUACGCUGCUCAAAGGGCACGAGACUUCCAUAUUGGAUGGUUUCUUCACCCCUUGGUCUAUGGGGAGUAUCCGAGAACGAUGCGAGAAAUCGCCGGCGAGAGGCUGCCCAAGUUCACGGCAGAAGAGGCGACGACGGUGAAGGGCUCGUUCGAUUUCGUCGGCAUCAACCAGUACACAGCUUACUAUGUAUCGAAUGAAACUAAGGAGACGCCCAAGGAAAUGACUAGCUACCAGGCCGACUGGAAAGCUAAAUUUUCAUUUGCAAAGAAUGGAGUCCCAAUUGGUCAAACGAUCCCAUCGUCCGUUUGGAUCAUUGACGUGCCAUGGGGAUUGUACAAAUGUUUGAUGUACGUGAAAGAGAAGUACGGCAACCCCACCGUCAUCUUAUCCGAAAACGGUAUGGAGGAGCCUGCGAACGUGACGCUUCCGAAGGCACUGCACGACACGACAAGGAUAAGGUACUACAAAGGUUACCUGAGGCAGCUGAAGAAGGCCGUCGACGACGGAGCCAACGUGGUCGGAUACUACAUUUGGUCGCUGCUCGACAACUUCGAAUGGGCGACGGGUUACGACUCGAGGUUCGGGAUCGUCUUCGUCGAUCGGAGGGAUAGUCGGCUCAAGCGGUACCUGAAGAUGUCGGCGUAUUGGUUCAAGAAACUACUCCAGCGCUAGAUAUAUAGCUAGCUAGGCUCUGUAUGUAUAUCAGCAGACAAAAGAGAAAGC